Cucurbitaria berberidis CBS 394.84 is the source of this 1236-nucleotide messenger RNA. RefSeq lists its product as uncharacterized. The transcript has 2 exons. NCBI's taxonomy places the organism in Eukaryota, Fungi, Ascomycota, Dothideomycetes, Pleosporales, Cucurbitariaceae. Bases 1 to 1236 code for a protein of 411 amino acids. The record is from RefSeq and is a predicted model, not a curated record.
AUGUCGCCAUAUCAACAAAUCUUCUCCACGAACGCGAUCCUGAGCGUAUGGCGCAAUCUACGCACCAGCCGUGAUAACAAUGACCUGUAUCUUACGCUUCAGUAUCAUGCCGAUGAUGCGCGGGGCCAAAGUAGCAAGAAGUAUGGCAAGAGCAGUGCAGUCGAGUCUACACAGGACGGGACAGAUGGAAAGACGGUCGAUGUUGGCGGGAAGAGCAUCGGCUUCGUGGUGCCAUGGCGAAGCAUGCAGGCCCAGAGAAGGGAGCUGAGAGAGAAGGAGAAGGAGCUUGCUGAGGCCUUGGUGGUUCUUGCUGGAGAGGUUGCGUUUACCGACCUGUCUCCAACCCUGCAAUCAUCUCUCACGCAAAACCCCCUCAUCCAAAUCCGCCACCUCGCUGCUGGACUCUCGCGCCAGAUGUCGAAGAUCGAGCUUCAAAUGGCCGACAACGCGCCUUUCGCAAACGGCAAGAAUCUAUACACGGGCGGCGAGAUAGCACAGAGAUUCCUUCCGACUAUCCAAACUCUGUUCGAGCAACGGCCCAUACCACAGCGCAUGAUCUUCGAGCUCUUGAUGGAGCUAAAAGACUUGGUGUAUAUGGGCAUGGCAGGGUGCGAGAAAGAAGUGCUAGAGUGGGAACUAGAUGGCGCGGGCAUCGGAGCACUAGAGGAGUUGGACGAUGCGAUUGUGCGGGCAGUCACACCUGCUGUGCCGGCUAUAGAAAGUGUACAGGGACAAGAAAAGGAGCCAGGACACAAGAGACUGCUUAGACGCAAGGCGUCAUCCAUGUCCGUCAUAUCGUCGCAGCAACAACCGCAGCAAUUCUCCCUCCUCGCUGCCCCAGAAGAUCUCCUCUAUGCCCUAGAGUCUCUCGAAACAACCGCCCUCGCACUAACGCACCUCCCCAUCCCCAUCCAAGACUUCUCCGCCCAUGCUAUCAUCACGCUCCGGCGUCUCGCACCGCGCCAGACCCUCUCAGACUUCUCACAACACAAGAAGAGGAGAACGGGGAGGUGUGCAGAGUAUGCACGCUGUAUGAAAUGGGCGGGUACGUCAUGGCGUCAAGGCGGCGGAUGCAGGCGUGGGUGUAAGAACGAAGACGAGGAUCCGGAGAACUUGCCCAGUUGGCACAGGAGCAGUCGGUGGUUUGAUGAGAAGGGGAGUGGGACGGUUAUGGUUGGGGGUGGAAGGGCAAGGGCAAGGGAUGACAGUGCUGUGAAUAUGAGAUUGGGUCCAUGA